GAGCUUCUCUUCUCGCUUUUAAUGUAUUGUCCAACUCGGUCGCGUUAACAACGUAACGUCGAUAUCUUCGCGUAGCUUUUUGCUGGUUAGAAAGAUACUGCCUUGCUUGGACCGCGCCUUAAAUUUGGUUGGAAUUUUCGUUCGAGAAAUUCCCAUACAGCUUAACGGUUGUGGGUGGAAAAAGUGAUAUUUUACGAUAGAAAACUACCCCUGAAGAGUGCCUUUUAUGCUUGUAGUUAUUAUUUUAGUUAGAAAUUAUCGAUUUUUGGUGCAUUUUGAAAUAGAGUGAAGUGAAGUGAGAGGCCAUAGAAAAUUCCUCUGCAGUUGUAUACUCCUUUUGUUCAGUUACAGAGGUCCGUGUGGGUGGAUUUCGGUGUGCAGGAUAGAGAAAAGUGGAUAUUUUAAGCUGAUUUCCAGUUUGGUGUCAAGUUUCAUCGUAGGAACUGUAUCACCCUGCUUUAUGCUCCAACAGUGCGCAAAACGUCGAAAGCGACACGGAUUGUAAUAUGUGAUCUCAUCUCUAAACAACCUCAGCAGCAGUGAAAUUAGUGCAAAUAAAUUUAAAAUAAUUAAAUAAAAAGUUUGUCUUGUUUGUGAUAACAUCGAUGUGUUCAGUGAGUUCUAAGAAUUUUUCACAAAUUUUCUUUCCGAAUCUACGAAUGAGCGUUACUUGCGUGGCUCCCUUGAAGCAAUGUGAGAAGUGAAAAGUUAACACCGAAAUCUAGUGAAAAUGGCAAAGUACAAAAAGUGUACUCACAGUGCGUCGCUAAUUAGACGUGUCUUACUUUAUGGCGCUUUUACUGCCACCGUAUGUUUAGUGUUGAAUAUUCAGAGCGUUCUAGCCCAAAAUGAGAUCAAGCUAAAUGAAAUUGAUCCAGGUGAUCCCAAUGUGCAUUAUGAUGCAAAUUCUAACCCCAACGCGAAUAAGCCAAUGACGGAAUUGGCAGGUGGAUCUAUUGUCGGCGAAAGAAUAUUACGUGCAGAUGAAAGUCCAUUCAUAGUGCGGACCGAUAUUGAAAUUGAAAAUGGUGCGAAAUUGGUAAUUGAAUCGGGAGUGACGAUGUACUUUGCACCGAUGGUUGGAAUUACAGUGAGAGGAACUAUCAAAGCUGUGGGAACUCCCGACCGAAAGAUCACAUUGACCUCACAACAAAACACAGGUUAUGGUGACAAUAUCCUUCCCGAACCCGAGGAGGUAGCAGCAAGACUGGUUGAUGGACCUUCCCCCUUGCAAGGUCGUCUGCAAAUUUAUUAUAAGGGUAGUUGGAGAUCAGUGUGCACCAAUUCAAGAAACUGGACAGUUCAAGACUACGAAACUGCAUGCCGGCAGAUGGGCUACCAAGGGGGUAGAUUUUGGAAUUGGGUAGAGCGAAAUUGGAAUUUCCAACCACGUUUACUCUACGAAGAACCAAACUGCAGAGGAACUGAGUCGUCUCUGUUAGAGUGCUCCUGGCAUACCAAACAAAUAGGCUCAGGUGUCUGUGAUUACCAUAGUGAUAUUGGAAUUCAAUGCUUACCGAUCCACGAAUCGCCUCUAUCCCAUUGGAGAGGGUUGCAGUUUGACAAUGCUCCCACGACCCGGACUCUCUCAGAAGAUAAUACAGUGUAUAGCUCAGUUUCAGAGUCACUAUUGCGAUAUGUUAAUAUAGUUCGGGCCGGAUCAGGAAGAGGACGAACCACGGUUGGGUCAAUAGAGGUUAUUGGAAUACCACCAGUAUUAGAAUUUGUCACAGUUGAUCAUUCUGCCUAUACUGGAAUUAAUGUAACCCUGCCAGAUUCAGGGUUUGUGUUUCGAAAUGUUACUGUCAGACGAAGUAAAGGAUUUGGAGUGUUUGUGAACUCGAGCUGCGGGCUUGCCCACUUGGAGGAUUGUAUUGUCAGUGAAAAUGGAGCAGAUGGUGUCCGAUAUGUUGGACACGAUCUCAGAACGGAAGAUCGAAAGGAUCGAACUACGAUCUACGACUUUUGCACAGUACCUAAUACUGCAGGACAAACAUACCCCAUCUCAGUUUCACUGAAACAGUCGAAGUAUGAUGCCGGAACUAAAGAGUGUAUGAAAGCGUUCCAGACCAAACGUGGCUACGUUUUGACUGCCAGCUUUGUUUACUUCACUAUUGCACAGAAUGAAACAGCUCAAAUUGAUGUAUACGAUGGAACGUCGGUAAACGAUCGGCUGCUGAAAUCCUGGAUGAUACGGAAUUCAACGCGCGUUCAAAGUAUUUCCAGUACAAAGGAAAAAAUAUUUAUACGCUUCAAGGCUAAUCCCAGGGCGGAGAUGCUGGGGUUUCUUCGUUUAACCACUGGUCCAUUCAAAACAUAUGAUCUCAACGUAACACGUUCAGUGAUCGCAGAUAACGGAGGCCGUGGUGUUGCUGUGGAUAAUUUACGAUCGAUGGUGCACCUUCAUAGGAGCGUUGUUUCAAGUAACGGGCAUGUGGCUGGCUUACACGUAACCAGCGGAGCAGGAGACGUUAAUGUUACACAGACGAAAAUAAGUUUCAACCAAGGAGAUGGUGUUAAUAUUACUUACUAUGGAGGCAACCGGAAUAUAUCAAGAAGUUCACUAAGUUCCAAUGGUGGCUAUGGUUUGAGUUUAUGGUUGAAUGAAACUUCUGACAAGGAGCGAAUGGAAUUUGUACCAGUAAAUCAAACAACGGUGGUCGAAUACUCUGAGAUAGUGCGUAAUCUUGAAACUGGCAUUCGCCAUGGCAAUUUCUGUGGAGAUUUUUGGGUUAAUAUCACAGGAAAUUGGUUCAACGACAGCAAAUCAAAUGAUGUUGACAUCCAAACUUGCUGGUUUGAUAGAGUUCCAGAUGGGCGACUACGACUUCAAAUUGGCCAUAACUUAUUCGAACACAGCAACCGUGUAGGUGUCCUUAUUAGUCCUGCUCUGAAUCUCCUCGGAAAAAUUGAGUACAAUCACUUUCGCUUUGGUAAGCAUGGCGCGAUCUAUAUCAAAAACAAAGAAUGGGAAGAAUUCAGGAUGCUGCCGGUCCAGUUAAAUAUUCAACACAACCAGCUUUAUAAAAAUCAAGGGUAUUACGUGGUAUCUUUGGGUUUGUCUCCUUAUGGCGAUCGCGAAACUCAACAUAUUUUGUUCACAAGAAACUUUGUGAAGGAUAAUAAAGUGGUGGAGCCAUUUGGAUCGCGUGAAGAAGGCACAGAAGGGGCUCAAGGAGAAGGUCGUUUGAAUCCGCGGUCACGAGUUUCAGCUGCUGUGGUUAUUUCUUCUAGCAAUGUGGACGUUUUUCGAAACAUAAUAUCGAAUAAGGAUUCCAGAUAUGAAGUUGGAUCACAACUAUCAGAUCAGAGUCGAAUUCUCAAUGUUACUUACAACUGGUUGGGCCAUGGAAGUGAAGAAGUUAUCUAUCAAAGGGUUUUCCAUCGAAAGGAUCGCUAUGAUCUCGCAAAGAUUGAAUACAUGCCUUUUCUACUGCAUAAUUCUAAUCCUGGAACGAAUACUGUUUUCAGUCAAAGGAUUUUCGUGCCAAAGUUCUAUAGCGAAGGAUCAGAGUACAUUGGUGGUGAAGUUGAUGGCCAAGAAGUUAUACCCCCUGGAAUUUACACUGUGAAUCGAGACGUAAAUAUUCGUCCGGGAGGAAAACUUAUACUGAGUCCUGGCGCAACUUUGAAUUUCGAGCCUAGUGUUGGAAUGAUGGUUGCUGGGAAGUUGGAAGCAAGAGGUCGACGUCCGGAUGACAUUCUUUUUACACUGAAACAAGAAAUUGUGGUCGCGGCUAACGAGACGAACGAAGCAUUGAACGAUGAGAUGGCUGUGAUCGAUAUUGAAACGGAUUCAGUGAUUGGGGUCAACGAAACUCCAAAAGUGCCAAUAAGAUUGUUAGGUGGAGUUUCGGAGCAUGAAGGAAGACUCCAGGUGUAUCUGAAUGGAAAAUGGGGAACAGUUUGUGACUACGGUUGGAAUAUAAUUAACGCUGCAUUAGUGUGCAAUCAGCUAGGAUUAGCUUUGAACCCUUCUGACUGGAGAUUACUACGCUCGGAAGUUCCUGGGAGUGGCACGACGGAAGAGAUUCUUUUAUCCAACGUACGCUGUACAGAACAUGACACUGACAUAACAAAAUGUCGAGCUGAAAGAUUUCUAAAGGGAGAGUUUGAAAACUCUUGCACCCAUGAACAUGAUGUGGGACUUCGAUGCUAUGAAGGAGCUUGGGCCGGUCUACGAUUUGGAGUUCUCGCUGAGCGCGCUGAUCUGCAGUAUGUUACGAUUGAGAAAGCUGGCCUUUUCGAUUACACCACAAAUUCCUUCAAACCAGCUAUGCAAAUGGAUUUUGCUAAACACAAUUUGGAGAAUGUGCGGGUUGUCAACAAUUUACAUGACGGACUUGGUGUAGUUUACUCAGAUGUCUUUGGAGGAAUAUCGAUUAACAAUGUGAAAAACUCAGAGUUCAUGAAUAAUCGUGGAAGCGGGGUUAGUUUGAAACAAUUAGGACUUCGAAUGCAAGGCUCUACAAUAAAAAAUAAUUUGGGAAGCGGGAUUGCAUAUAAUCCUGUCCUUUCAGCGGUAGAACAACGCGAAUUAGCUAGCUGGUUCUACAUGCCUCCAGAUUUCAACGUGUUUGACUCAGAUUUUAAUCCAUUUAGGCUUCCCGAAGACAAUUAUCGAAUUGAUCUCGACCCUUUUAGGAUGAAGCAUAUUAUCACUAACAAACACUACGGGGAUCCGAUUGAUAGGAAAGUUUACAUUCGUUGUGAGCCUGGAUACGUUAUAGGAAUCCAGCUCCUGAAUCCUAUUGAGAAUCGAUCAACUGAAGAAAUCUGGAUCCACGAUGCGCAAGCUGAAAACUCUCGAGCCGAUACUUGGAGUGUGAAGCGCGACCUAUCGGUAUUCCCUGCUACGAGUACCAGCUAUGGAGUGAUUUUGAACUAUAAAAGUGGCGAGAAGGCGUUGGGAGGAGCAGUGUUAAUUUUGUCUGUAACUCCAGCUCCAGUGCAAAAUAUCAAAAAUAGAAUAGUGAAGGGUCCUGUUCCGACAUUGUACGUGAAAUCCACUAAAAUCCAGAACAAUUCGAGAGGCGUUUCAGCGAUGUAUUACAACCGCUACUUGGGCGAACGUGGAGAGCACUAUUUGAGAAAAGCUAACGAGUCAUACCGUUUUGUUAACACUGAAAUUAGUAAUAAUCGAGGUGAGGCAUUCCUGGUUCGAGCACCUUUUUGGGAUGUUCAUGUCAGUAAUUUGUCCGAAGUUUCGAUUCACAUCAAUGGAUCACUUAUUUUGAAAAACGGUCGUGGCAUCCAUCACAUAUCGAAAGAUUUGCGAUCUUCAAACAAUCUCUUCCACUACGUUUUACAGGAUACCACAAUCGAGGAGAAUUCAGAUGGUGGUCUGCAGGUUUCCCUGCCAUACGUCUGGCAAUAUAAUGAAAAUUUCACUCAUUCAGUUUAUCUUGGCAACGAUACCUGGAUCCGAAAUAACAAUUUCGAAGUGAAGAUCAGUGGACACUACGCAAUCGUGAAUAUAACUUCAAAUGUAUUCAGAAAUAAUAACUGCAAGAGAGGGUUGAUUGCAAUGCACGGGAUGGAGAAGAAGAUGAAAAUUGAUAAUAACCAAAUUGACGGAAACAAUGGCAGAUACAUAUUCGAUUUCCGGGCAGACAGCUUAAGUGAGAUUUUAGGAGAGGUACCAGCUAUCCUGCAACUGAAUGAUAUACGAAACAAUCGAUACGAGCUGCCUUCAACCUUUAGGUCUGCCAUGAUGAGGGAGAAUGUCAGGAAGGCUAAGACGUAUCUAAAGAACCCAACUUGUGUGAUUGGAUUUGGAGGCAUUCAGAAAGUCACCAUUUACCGAAAUUUGAUUGCUAAUAACAAAAUGGACUACGAUCUUGUUGCUGGAAUUAAAUCAGCUCGAGUCAACAAUUACUUAUACGCAAGAGAGAACUGGUGGGGGUCGAUCGAGGAUGAUUAUAUUAUAUCAAGAAUUUUCGACUUCGACGAUUGGAACAAUCAUGCAGAAGUGGUUUUCCGGCCUUAUCUUCUUGAGAACUCCUUUGAUGCUAGUGUCUCGGUCGCGUUUGAAAGAAAUCCAGAUGUAGAUUUGGAUAAUUUGGGAGGAAGGAUUUUCCGAGAUACAACAAUUUACAGAAGAGAUAAACCGUAUUGGGUACGAUCAGACAUCACAGUAAUGCCAGGUAUUACCCUAACAAUUGACAACGGGGUUGUGAUGGAAUUCGCUCCUAAUGUUGGAAUAUUAGUGCUUGGAACCUUAAAAGCUCGUGGGUUCAAAGAUGGGCAUAUUAUCAUGAGGCCAAAAUUCGGACAGUCUCAAGCUUUAACAAGAAUUGAAAGAUCUUUGGAAAACCUGGUGGCUUAUGACUCCAUCAGACUUUGCACUAAGAAAAACUGCUCCUCUAGUGAAAAUGAAGUUGACACCACCCACGAAGGAUUCUUGGAAUAUUUUAAUCACACAACGCUUCAAUGGGUUCCGAUCUGUGACCGGCGAUUCACCGAAAGAAAUGCUCAAGUUGUUUGCAGAGAAUUAGGUUUUGAUCCUUUAGACGUUUACUUUGCUCACGAUCGCCGUAUUGAAUUUCACACCAAUUCGCUGACUAGAAUUUGGUCCUGGGUUGAACCAAUGGAAUGUCGAGGAGAUGAAUCUCGUUUGGAACUUUGCCCUGAACGGUUGAAUGGUCAACUUUAUGGCCGCAGACAUGAAUGCCAUUGGGAUGAUGAGUUUGUAUUUGUUAGUUGCAAUGGUGAUUUUGAGCCCAAAAAUUAUUGGGGUGGAGUUCGAUUUGCAAAUCCUGACUUCGAGAAUAACAUCUAUCAACAUAGGUUGCACGAUCAUAGAACACACGGCGUUGGAGCUGAUGAUGAGAGUCAUAUGGAAUUUGUACGAAUCGAAGGAGCAGGAAUCUUACAUAAUGAAAAAUCGCCGGCGAUUCAAACUAUUUUCAAGAGUCCGAUUAUAAGUUCGGUGACGAUCAAGAAUAGUGCGCACCAUGGAGUCAAUUUGAUUUCUCCUAGUAAGACGAUGCAUUUAAAGUUCUUGAAUAUUGAGAAUACUCUAGGACAUGGAAUAAAUGUUUUGUCAUUGACUGGGGAAGGAAGAGAAAGCGAUGAAUCAAGUUUCGCCCCGUUGAAGGCUAUUCAACUACCUUACAAUUUGUUUUCAUUGAUAGACAUCUGCGAUACAACGAAAGUUAUUACCGUUGAAGAAAGGAUCAUUCUCUAUUAUAAAUACGACAAUAAUCCUGUGAAUUGCGUUAAAAUCUUUAAUACUCCUCACCGAAUCAAACCGCUUGGAUUUAGGCUACUUCAGUCAAACUUAUUCAAUCACUCUAAAGAAUACGGCCGAACUGAUUCGAUCAAUCUAUAUGACGGCGACAUUUAUAAUAUUUCAUCAAUAUUCCUGGGAAAAGUAGAAACUGAUUCAGAUAAUGAGAAAAAUCUGUUUAGAACCAAGAGCCCGACGCUUAGCGUGAGAUUGAUAGCAAGUGGAGCUCCCGCUACACAUGGGUUUAUUGCUGAAGUAAUCACGCUUCCUAUCUCAGUGCUGGGAUACAGUCGUGAUGCUCAGCACAAUGUGUCAUAUUCGGAAAUAUCAGGAACAGUUGCUGGAGCCCUUUCGUAUUCCACCGCUGGAGAAGUGUCACCAAUUUUAACGCUUGAAGGAAACCGAUUUACUAACAACUGCCGUCAAAUGUAUGGGAACUUUUCGACCUGUGAAGCGGCUAUUGAAAUCGAUGUGCAGAAUAUGCAGUCAGUUCAUUUUAGGAACAAUCUUGUGCAACAGAAUCAAGGCGGUCUCUUCAUACGAGCGGAUUCCCGGGGUUCCGCAACAUCAUUGCGUGGUUGGAUCCAUCACAAUCUCUUCGCGAAGAAUAGGAAUCGUCCAGCUUUAUACGUUGAAGGUCGACAGUCUUCACCUUACCAAGAAGUGAUUGUCUAUAACAAUUACUUCAGUCAAAAUGAUGCGAAAUAUGAAAAUGUUAUCAAGCUAAGGCAGGUCCUUUCAAACUUCACAUAUAACUACGUUCACUCGAAUUACGGUGGAAGGAUUCUCGAGAUUUCUGGUUUCGAUAAAGUUCGAUUGCCGAUUUAUCAGACAACUUCGCAUAAUGGAUUCUAUGACAAUGUAGCUACAGACUGGCGGGGACGUGCUACCAUUGUUGCCGGAACAGCUGGGCAACAUUAUGUGGACAAUAUAUUCAGGAAUCCGAAUAACGAUUAUGAAAUAAUUACUGUGAAUCGAUCAAUAUUCGACUUCCAAUAUUGGAACAACACUAUUGAUGUCUGGAAAACAAAAAUCGAUGCUACGCACAACUAUUGGAGUUAUAACGAAACAAUCUCUGUGGGAUCACGAAUAAGAGAUAAAUCUGAUGAUCCACUUCUCCUCGAGGUGCAGUUUAUUCCAUUCCAUAUGAAUAACGAAACUAUUUUGGAUGGUAAAUGUCCUCCGGGCUGGAAUCUAGUUUUGGAUACAUGCUUUAUGUAUGUUGGAGCACCGAUGACAUUCUAUGAAGCUCGCGAGUUUUGCAGAUCAGAUAAUGCGUCUAUGCCGUUUAUUCGAACCGAUAGUGAGACGUUGUGGGCUUUCUUGCAGCAUUCAAUGAGACAUUUAAGAUAUCCAGAAAAAGUUUGGGUGCAGGAUUUCAAUUAUAUCGACAAAUGUACAAGUUUCAUAUAUCGAACUACUGAUGUCGAGGACUGCAACAAUAGGAUGCCCUUCAUCUGUGAAAUCGAUCCAAAAGUGGUCAUCGAUCCGUUGUCCUUGCGAGCUGAUGUGUUUGCCAUCAGCAUAAUAAGCGCAUUUAUUCUAGUUAUAAUAUUGCUCGUACUAAUCGGUGUGUGCUGGUAUAUGAAGUCACGUCAUCGUCAUGUACAAAGGCUGGAACGACGUCAUAGUAUUCGACAGAGUCUGAGAAGUCUGAAUAGUAUAGACCCGCAAGGAUCGAUGCGCCGACGAAAUUUUAAUAUGUCGGCAUCAACGAACACUCUCACAAAAUCUUCGGUAACAGAUUACAAGAAAAUGACCUCAAACGGCUCCAUCGACUCCAUGGAUAAAAGUGUAUUGAGUUCCGAAACCAGUUACGACGCCUACGAUCCAAAAGCGGCCCACUACAACGAAUACUCAAACCAGCCAAAUGGCAAUGGCUACCACAACAACGCGCUUGCUCAGAAAUAUAACGAGUACGCGAACCAAAGCAAAGCAAAGUCAUCGCCAGUGGUACCAGUGAAGACAGCAACCGUUGGAUCCACUAGGAGUGGUAACAAACCUCGCGCAUACGGACUGCCCGAUUAUAAUCCACAAAAUUUUGAACUGUCUUACCGCAAUGAAGGUUUCCGGGACAAUUCCACAUUUUCUGGGACAAGAAAUAAUUCUGUAAGUACGACGCUGACUGAAGAUACUCCGAUAAUUCAUCAAACCGACACUGAAGAUGUGGAAUCUGACUACUAUGGAAACUCAAGCACGUUACCAUUGAGGUCGAAAGGAGAAAAUUUGGCUUUCCUGUCGGAACUCAAACACCGCCUGCCUGAAUAUGAAAGCCCGAAACGCGAGGAAGUAUUCCAGCCAGCGCAUAGCAGCUUUUUACCACCGCCUCCUGAUCCGCCGGGCUCAGAGCAAUCUACAGCAUCGAGUACACUGCCAUACGAUAAGAAGAUCGAUAGACUCCAGUUCAGUCCGACAGAGGAUGACCAGUUCGAGGAAAUUCGGAGACCGGCGCCAGUUCCAGCAGAAGUCAGACGACCGGACUCGUACUACACAGCCGUAAGGAGUAGUCGUGCUCCUAAAAAUAACAAUCUGCCCCCACCACCAUCUCCGAUCAGAGAAGGUGGAUCAGGACGACCUCGAACCGUUUACGAGGCGGCCGAGGACCCGCGUCCUUCUUACUCACGAUCAAAGUCUGAAGCUUUGCUUGAAACUAAUUUCGACGAAGCUAUGCCCAAUGCUGGGCUUCAAGCGGACAAUAGAAGUUAUAGCCAACCACUUGAGACUGCUAUGUAGGUUCACAAAAUCUAAAAUGUUAGUAUGAGUAUUCUAAGUCUUCACUAGAAAGGUUCGCACGAGCCAUAAGAUAGAAAAUAAAAAUUUCGCAACUUGAGCCUGAGAAUUAGAAACAAAUAACCAAGCUUCAUGAUCUGAUAUCGAAUACCAUACCCACUACCAUUAGAAUGGUCCUGCAACGAGCUUUUAAUGCUAGCGUAUCCUUCUAUCCAUACAGAGACAUUUAAUCUAGGAAUAAUGAUAAAUUGGAGUUUUUCAAAUGGCAUCCUUACUCCAAUGAAUAUGCAACUAAAAUAGCUAUUCCGUUUGAUUACAGUUAAAUCACGGAGGGUUUAAGCGUUUUCUAAACCCCGAAAUUUAAGUUCUCUGUGACUUGUGGCCAGCAAAAAGAUAAAAGAUUCGUAAUUUACGCAAGACAUUACCGAAGAACAAAAACAUUCACUCGAUUCCAUCACCGAUUACUUAUAAUUUGCUUAAGGACCUUGGGCCUGUAGAGGAAUAAAUUGUUGUAAAUAUUUAAUUUUUUAGAAGUCUAAGUGCAAUCGCGCAACUUUUGAUCACAUUCCAAUACCAAUCGUGUACCACUCAAUUACGCAUAACGUUUACUGUAAAUAAAGAUUGUAAUGUGUUAA
Hermetia illucens (black soldier fly) is the source of this 10596-nucleotide messenger RNA. It is a transcript of the gene bark, whose product is annotated as protein bark beetle. Lineage: Eukaryota; Metazoa; Arthropoda; Insecta; Diptera; Stratiomyidae. The transcript is spliced from 13 exons. The record is from RefSeq and is a predicted model, not a curated record. Bases 731 to 9964 code for a protein of 3077 amino acids. Gene Ontology annotation, cellular component: membrane.